Messenger RNA from Amaranthus tricolor (Joseph's coat), 732 nucleotides. RefSeq lists its product as uncharacterized. The transcript has a single exon. Lineage: Eukaryota; Viridiplantae; Streptophyta; Magnoliopsida; Caryophyllales; Amaranthaceae. The record is from RefSeq and is a predicted model, not a curated record. Bases 1 to 732 code for a protein of 243 amino acids.
AUGGAAUCAACGAUUUCAUCUCUAAUGGAUGAAAGAAAGGUAAUUCGAUUGGCGCUCAAGAAGAAAAAGAACGAGUUUAAAAUGCUUGCAACUAGGGAGAAUCCGGAGGGUGUAGAUAUGUUUCAGAUUACGGCUUUGAAGAACAUAAUAAAGAUGAAAGAUGAAGAAAUUCGAGCUCUAAAGAAAAAGCACACAGAAAAUGCUAAAGGAUUACAAGGUAGCAGUAAUUCUUCUGGCAAAGGAACGUUAGAUUCAGCAAAGACGAGCGGAAUCAGGCUCAACGAGGAACAACAGAAAAGUGGCGAGAAUCAGUCAGUUGAAUGGUCAAAUGAUUCUGAAACCCGAAAAGAGUUCAACCUCGAAGAUCACCCUAGAAAUCUUAAUCAGACUGUCGAAGUUGGCCAUUCCAGGGAGGAAGAAACAAAGAACGAGCAACAAGGAAGUUUAACAAGCACAAAGGAAGGAAGUUAUGAGCAUGUUAAAAAUCAAAUGCAGUCUGAAGGUGCAAAGGAAAGGAAACAGAUUUCUGAUGAAAACAGCAAACAAUUACAAGACCGAAAAGUGAAUGCAGAACAUAACAUGGAAGUGAGGUACGAGAAUGAUAAGGAACAAGAAUAUGAAGAUGAUGAGGCUGAAGAAGACACUCAUCAACUAGAAAUAGAUAGAGAUGAUAUCACAACAUAUUUGGAAACAAAUGUUGAGGAGGCCGACUCAGACGAGCCUGAAUUUUAA